UUCACUCCUUUACAAAUCUUAAGCAAUCCCUCCGGAAUUCAAAAUCUUACGAUGGAUCAUAUUAAUGCAGGUGGUCUAAUCAAGAGUGGCGUGCGCAUGGGCGUAAACAUGUACUUAGACCAUAAGGCCAAGAAAACCUGUGAACGUAUUUUGAAAGUUCAAUUCCAAAAGCUCGUGAAUCAGGGUUACUUGUCAGUUAUUGGGGACGACGGUUUACAACUUACCGACAAAGCAUUGAAUGAAAAAAUCGGUUUGAUGGCUUAUUCAGAUAUGCAGGCAUACAUGCAGAUGAACAAUUUUAGUGUAGAGGAAGUUGCCAUAGUAUCAGGAAUACGUGUGCAAAUCUGGCUGAAUAAAAAAUACCAGUCGUGGGAUAAGAGAGUCGGAGGUGCAUGGCCAAAAACUGCAGACUUUGCAAGGCGUAUGAGACAAAGAUCAAGUGAUGCAUUGAAUCGUUGGUACGCUCCGCAUUCCAGUGGUGCCAAACAAUCAUUAAAUCAAUCCAUGGCAUAUCUACUUAAUGCAGAGGCAGCAUUAGGUGACAGUCCCAAUGCACUAAUAAUUGUAACUCGCAUUAUAGGUCUUGCACAGAUAUGUGGAAUAUCAGAGAUCGGUUUAGUGGACAUAAUGGAGGGCUUGUCAAUGUCAUUUAUAUUCGAGACGAUCGGACGCGUUGUUGUGGCCGGAAUGCGCGGACAGCAUCCAUCUGAAGUAUACAAUAUCGGUUUAGGGAUACGAGGAAGCUCAGAAAAUGUGCACAAAAAUUUCGUGACAGAAGCGGGGGGAUUCAAAGGACAACGAGAAGUUAUUGGAAAAUAUACAGGUGGUAGAGUAACUCUAAAUUCAAUUGUUGCCGAAGUAGUAAUGAGAAAUCAGCUAUAUGAAGGAGAGGAAAUUUGGUGUAUGAGCGGAUGGGCAGAAGCUUUAAGAAGACGCACAAUAAAAUUAAAAGAAGAUACCGCAAUCGACAUUCAUGGCAACCUGCUACGAUGCAAAAAUAGGCUCAAAGUAACCUUAAGUAUUAAGAAAGUCAGAGGAGUGCCGAUGGCCAAAAUUAAACGAGUCGGUCCUCUUCAUGCCUCUGACAUGUUGUGGGGUGGCAUCACUGGUAUUGCAUGUUCGUGUACAAGCCCUGAUCCGCGUAAGAAACUCAAAGGAGGAGACCGUGUGGGUAAAUUGAAAGUAAUUUUUAGAAAGAUUGAUCCUUUAAGCAUGAAACCUGUUCCUCGACAAUCCAUUGUUGUGUAUGAAACUUAUGGAGAUGGAAUUGCGCACCUAUUUCUUUCACAUUGCAUAACUAGUGCGUAU
Messenger RNA from Racocetra fulgida, 1308 nucleotides. Lineage: Eukaryota; Fungi; Glomeromycota; Glomeromycetes; Diversisporales; Gigasporaceae. The record is from the annotation of a GenBank genome assembly.